This is a messenger RNA of Impatiens glandulifera, 684 nucleotides long. RefSeq lists its product as uncharacterized. The transcript has a single exon. Bases 1 to 684 code for a protein of 227 amino acids. The record is from RefSeq and is a predicted model, not a curated record. Lineage: Eukaryota; Viridiplantae; Streptophyta; Magnoliopsida; Ericales; Balsaminaceae.
AUGCCUUUUGGGUUAACUAACGCACCAGCUGUUUUUAUGGAGUUGAUGAAUAGAGUAUUUCACCCUUAUUUAGAUCAGUUUGUGAUGGUCUUUAUCAACGACAUUCUGAUCUACUCUCGAACAGAAGAAGAUCAUGCACAACAUUUGGAUUUUUUUUUGCAAGUGCUAAAGAAGAACCAACUUUUCGCAAAUCUAAGCAAGUGUGAAUUUUGGCUGAGUCAAAUAGCAUUCUUGGGUCAUAUUAUUUCACCUAGGGGCAUUGAGGUUGAUCCUGCGAAUGUAGAAGUAGUAAAGGGAUGGGGUGCACCCGUUAGUGUGAUUGAGGUGAGAAGUUUUCUGGGUUUGGCCGGCUAUUAUAGAAGGUUCAUCAAGGGAUUCUCCAAGAUCACCUUGCCUCUUACUACCUUGACCCGAAAAGAUCACAAGUUCGUUUGGACUGAGGAGUGCGCAGACAGCUUUGAAACAUUGAAAAACAGUUUGAUAACAACUCCUAUUCUCACAAUUCCAGAUGAAGUAGAAAAUUUUACUGUGUUCACUGAUGCCUCAAAGCAUGGCUUGGGGGCUGUGUUUAUGAAGAAUGGAAAUGUUGUAGCAAAUGCUUCAAGGCAACUCAAGACCCACGAAAAGAAUUAUCCCACGCAUGACUUGGAAUUAGUAGCAGUUGUGUUCUAUUUGAAGAUCUAG